Molecule: messenger RNA, 1599 nt
Organism: Penicillium paradoxum
Lineage: Eukaryota; Fungi; Ascomycota; Eurotiomycetes; Eurotiales; Aspergillaceae
Product: flavin monoamine oxidase family protein
Exons: 2
Coding region: 1-1599 (532 amino acids)
Molecular function (GO): oxidoreductase activity
Source: RefSeq, a predicted model, not a curated record
AUGUCAACCUAUCAGCUCAAAAUGGCCCAGUCAUUCCAUAUUACCUCUAUUGCCUCGGGAAGUAGUCCCAUAGAACCAAGUAAUCGUGGCUCCGACCUGGUUGCACCUUUCGCGCCAACUCUGAAGUUGACCGAGAAGGGAACAAACGCAGCGAGGUCGGAGCGCAAGGUGAUUGUGGUGGGCGCUGGAGUGUCCGGUCUACAUGCUGCGGCUGUCCUGCACCGUCACGGCUGUGAAGUGGUGGUGUUGGAAGCGCGCGAUCGCAUUGGUGGAAGGAUCCUGACCAGCAGAAAGGGCGAUCAUGUCCGAGACAUCGGGGCCGCUUGGAUGCAUGAAACUUCCCAGAAUUGCUUGGUGAAGCUCAUUCCCCGGCUGUCGAUUCCCUAUUAUUAUGAUGACGGGCUCCCUCUCUACUUCACCAGAGAAGGCCGGGCUGGAUGCCAGUUCAAGGCCAAGAAAGUGGCAGACGAGUUUGCCGAUUACUGCGAGUGGUUCUACGAAACCAACCCGGACGCAGAGGACCGCCCCGUUCAUGAAUUUGCAAAAGAAUUUGUCCUCCAGCAUGAGCUUAUCACCGAGGAUGAACGCGAUUGGGCCCCGCAGGCUAUCCGCGAGGUGGAACUGUGGAUUGGUACCAGUAUAGAGCAAGCAUCGUCGAAACAUCUUUCUUACUUCAUCACCGAGCGCAAUCUAUAUAUGGAGGGUGGCUAUGAUCUCAUCGUGAACUGGACGGCGGAGUCUCUCCAAAGCGAUGCCAGCAUUAUCCGACUUAAUCACCAUGUUGAGAACGUGGAAUGGAGUGAAGACGGGAUCGUUCCAGCCCGAAUCCAGUACAAGGAUGCUGCUGGAGCAACCGGCUUCAUCGAAGGAGAUGCGGUAGUUAUGACCAGUCCGCUAGGAGUCUACCACCAUGAUCUUAUCUCAUUCAACCCGCCCUUGCCGAGUGAUAUCCAAGAGGGCAUGUCCAGAGUUAGCUACGGCGCUUUGGGCAAGGUGUUCUUUGAAUUUGCCGAAGUUUUUUGGUCCAAAGACAACGAUCAGUUUGUCUUCUACCCAUCGCCGCCCGAAGAAUCGGACCAUUCGUCCAGCUCAUCCGUGCGGUCUAAUACCAGCGUAAGCUCCCUCGGAGGGAACGAUAACAUUCUUAACUACGCCACCGUGACCAUCAAUUUGUGGAUCAUGACUGGCGGCAAGGAGCUGUGCGUGCAGAUUGCGGAGCCUCUGACGCAGCGCGUCGAGGCCAUGCAAGACUCCAAAGAAAUCUAUCUGUUUUUCGAACCACUCUUCAAACUCUUCCGAACAGAGCCUUAUAAGGCCUUGCCUCGCCUGAUCAAUGUUGAAACUACACAUUGGACCCAGGACCCGUUGGCUGGGUAUGGAACUUACUCUGCCGACAAGGUCGGGGACGACCCGCAGCUGCUGGUUGGUGCGUUGGAAAACCACAAGGCCAGUCGCUUGCAGUUUGCUGGCGAGCAUUGCACUCAGAUUGGAAAUGGAUGUGUGCAUGGUGCUUAUAAGACGGGUGAAACCGCUGCUGUCAACCUGCUCCAGAGCUUUGGGAUUCCGUUUGAUGGAGUUGAUCUCCUCGGUUUGAAAUGA